AUGGCCACCUCUGCUAUCCAACAAUCAGCUUUCACUGGUAAGACUGGUUUGAGGCAGGGAAAUGAAUUCAUCAGGAAAGCUGGUAACUUUGGCCAAGGUCGCAUCACUAUGCGUCGUACUGUGAAGAGUGCUCCCGAAAGCAUUUGGUAUGGUCCUGACCGUCCCAAGUACUUGGGUCCAUUCUCUGAACAAAUUCCAUCAUACCUUACUGGUGAAUUUCCUGGUGACUAUGGAUGGGACACAGCUGGAUUAUCAGCUGACCCUGAAACAUUUGCAAGGAACCGUGAGCUUGAAGUAAUUCACAGCAGAUGGGCUAUGCUUGGUGCAUUGGGUUGUACCUUCCCUGAACUCCUUGAAAAGAACGGUGUUAAAUUCGGCGAGGCAGUGUGGUUCAAAGCCGGUUCCCAGAUCUUUGCUGAGGGCGGCCUUGACUAUUUGGGCAACCCAAAUCUGAUUCAUGCUCAGAGCAUUCUUGCAAUCUGGGCUACUCAGGUUGUGCUCAUGGGAUUUGUUGAAGGCUACAGAGUUGGAGGAGGACCCCUUGGCGAAGGACUAGACCCACUUUACCCUGGUGGUGCUUUUGACCCUCUUGGUCUUGCUGAUGACCCCGAUUCAUUUGCUGAGUUGAAGGUCAAGGAACUCAAGAACGGUCGGUUGGCUAUGUUCUCCAUGUUUGGUUUCUUUGUUCAAGCCAUUGUUACCGGCAAGGGCCCUAUUCAGAACCUUUAUGACCAUGUUGCUGACCCUGUGGCCAACAACGCAUGGGCUUUUGCUACUAACUUUGUCCCCGGACAAUAA
This is a messenger RNA of Lathyrus sativus (Indian pea), 798 nucleotides long. The record is from the annotation of a GenBank genome assembly. Lineage: Eukaryota; Viridiplantae; Streptophyta; Magnoliopsida; Fabales; Fabaceae.